AUGACAGUGUGGUGCAUUUGCAAGAUUGUUUCUCCUCUGAUUUCUUCCGUUCCAACCGGUGUAGUGCUAAAAAAUGAGAAAAAAGGUCUUAGGUUUGCAAGUACAGUGCAACCUCUCCGGCUUGCUGAAUGGAAUAUGGAUGACAAGACCAUCUUCUUCACGAAAGGAAAAAAGUAUACCCUCCGUGAUUUUGAGAACAUGGCAAACAAGGUAUAUGCUCGUAGAUAUUGUAUUUCUGGAUGUCUUCCUUCUGCAUACUUGGAAAGGGAAUUUUGGAGCGAAAUGGCCUGUGGUAAGAAAGGAACAGUUGAGUAUGGAGUUAAUGUGGAUGGUAGUGCAUUUUCAUGUGCUCCUGAUGAUCAGCUUGGAAGAAGCAAAUGGAACUUGAAGUCACUUCCACGGCUGCCCAAAUUUACAUUGCGUUUGCUGGAAACUGCUAUUCCGGGAAUAACAGAUCCCAUGCUUUACAUUGGAAUGCUAUUUAGUAUGUUCGCAUGGCAUGUGGAGGAUCAUUACUUGUACAGCAUCAAUUAUCAUCACUGUGGGGCACCCAAAACAUGGUAUGGAGUUCCUGGCAAUGCAGCUCCCGAAUUUGAGAAAGUUGUACAACAUUAUGUUUAUAGUCAUGAUAUCCUAUCAAUUGAUGGAGAAAAUGAAGCUUUCGCUGUGCUUGUGGAGAAAACAACAAUGUUUCCUCCAAAUAUUUUGCUACAACAUGAUGUCCCUGUUUAUAGAGCUGUGCAAUUGCCAGGGGAAUUUAUAAUCACAUUUCCCAAAUCAUAUCAUGCGGGAUUUAGUCAUGGCUUUAACUGUGGUGAGGCAGUUAACUUUGCUAUUGAUGACUGGUUUUCAUUUGGGGCAGCUGCUACCAAGCGUUAUGCGCUUCUCAGAAGGAUGCCAAUUGUUUCUUAUGAAGAGCUUGUUUGUAAAGAAGCAAUGCUUCUUUCAAAGUCCUUAAAUCAUGAAGAUUAUUGCUUUGCACAUCCAACCUCUCUCAAUUGUGUAAAGGUUUCUUUUGCAUGCCUGAUGCGGUUGCAUCAUUGUGCCCGUUGGUGUCUACAGAAAUUAAGACCAUCACUGAGUGUUUCUCCAGAUUCACAAGGAACCAUUUUUUGUAGCCUCUGCAAACGGGACUGCUACGUGGCACACAUCACGUGCAACUGCUAUAUCAAUCCCAUUUGCCUUUUCCACGUGGUAGAGUCCUGUAACUGCCCAUGUGGGAACAAGCUUUUUCUUUUCAUAAGAGCGGAUGUACCAGAAAUGGAAGCUUUAGCAAAACAAUUUGAGCAGGAAGAAGGAAUAUUACAGAAGGUUGAGCAACAAGUAAAAUGUGACACUGACUUGUGGAUGCAGAACAUGAUCCCUUGGACGAAAGAUGAAUACACCCCAUAUUGUGAGACCUCUGUUUAUCAUCAGCAGCAGCAGCUUGACAGAUGGAACAAGCUUGACCGUGAAGGAAGACGUACUGCACAAACUACUGCAUACGAAGAUGAUACUGAGACCAAGUCAAUGCAACUGAGAAGAAGUCUUAGGAAAAACAAUGUCCAGGCUGAUGUUGGAACAGCUAUGAAGAGAGGGACAAUUUGUGACAAAGUGAGAGGGCCAUCAUUCCCCAAGGUUAAAAAGCGAGCCAGAUCAAACCGUAGACCACGGAAGAUGGAAAGUAAUUCCAGCAAGACUGGCACCGGAGACUCUUCAAAAACCGGAGCCAAAGGAAGUCAAUAGUUACUCUGAGAGAAGCAACAGCAUUUCAGUAGCUGACUACAAAAAUACAUUACGUUCAUGUUGCCUGCCUCAAAUUUGAGGCACUGGCAUGUUGAAAUUGAAGGGGCAUUGGAGCUCGUUCUUUGGACCUAAUAGAUUUGUUACAUUUGUUGAUUCUUUGAAAUGGUAAGCAGAAUGUAAAUUUGUAACAUCUCUAGGAUGGUCUGCUACUUCCCUUUAUAAAAAUUGUUAAGUUGGGAGUGGUAGAAUAGGAUGCAACUAAAGGUUGCAUAUUUUGUAUAGCAUUACAUAGAGAAUAUAGUACAAAACAAUACUUUCAUCAAAUAAGAGGAUUUAAA
Molecule: messenger RNA, 2063 nt
Organism: Cornus florida
Lineage: Eukaryota; Viridiplantae; Streptophyta; Magnoliopsida; Cornales; Cornaceae
Product: lysine-specific demethylase JMJ13-like
Exons: 10
Coding region: 1-1725 (574 amino acids)
Biological process (GO): chromatin remodeling
Cellular component (GO): nucleus
Molecular function (GO): histone demethylase activity
Source: RefSeq, a predicted model, not a curated record